Messenger RNA from Plodia interpunctella (Indianmeal moth), 1633 nucleotides. RefSeq names its product centrosomal and chromosomal factor-like. The transcript has a single exon. The record is from RefSeq and is a predicted model, not a curated record. Bases 411 to 1007 code for a protein of 198 amino acids. Lineage: Eukaryota; Metazoa; Arthropoda; Insecta; Lepidoptera; Pyralidae.
GUGCGCGUAGUGCAUUUCUGCGCAACGUCGACGUCUGUGAGCCUUCGCCAUUUUUAUCGAUCGCAUGGAAGCCGCCUUAGAGGCGAGACGCUGGCAGCGCCGGACUCAGCGCCACUACCCCGCGGCUCGCUGCCGACGAAGCUGCGACCACCCGGACCUCCACCACCGACCAGCUGUACCACCAACGUUGAUCGACAUCUGAAAUAGGCGGGGCUCGGGAUGAACGGUUCCUCGCCAGCCGGGUAGCGAGGGGUGCGGAGCGGCGAGGGGCGACGCGCAGGCGCGCGGGGUCGACCUCAGUCUCGCGGCCGCCGCCACUCUGCGCGCACGUCCGCGCGCUCGAAGCCCGCACAAUCAGCUGAUCGGCGCGCGCCCCGCGGCGCACAUGCCGUGAGGCCGCGCUCGCCGCCAUGACGGGCUACGCCCGCGGCGAGGCCGAUUUCGCCGCCGCCGCCGACCGCUUCCGCCGGGACGCGCGGCCAGCCUCGCUCGCCCCCAAGGACUACUCGGUGCCUUUACACGUAGACUGCAGUAUCGAAUACGAGCUUCCCGACUGUGCCAAGCCGCCGCAGGGCGUCAAGAUCGAGCCGCUGCUCAUGAUCCACCCGUCGCACUUCCGGAGGCUCGAGAGCCUGCGACGCGUUCCGUUCGUGAACAACCUGCCCCGCGGCGAUGCAGCCGCAGCCGUAACGCCUGGCAGCCGCGCGCGGGCACCGCGUGCACCGCGCCGCUGCUGUCGCGCCGCGCCCGCCCCGCCGGCGCCGCCGCCGCAGCCGCAGCCAGCGCAGGCGGCCCGCCAGCGCCUGCCGGAGGAGCCGCCGCGACCGCUGUGCUACCGCUUUGAGUCGUACGCAGCGGAGGCUGCGGGCGGCAAGCUGGCACGCGCGCGGCUGAAGCCGCACCCGUACCUGCCGGACGCGCUGGACUGUGAUAUCGCGCGCGCCGUGCCGCCGCCGUACGAGCGCUUCGACAAGCGCGCGCUGCAGCAGCUGCCCAUCUACAUGUAGCCGAGCCGGGCCGGGCACGGCGCGCCCGCUCUCUGUGAUGUUUCGUUGUAAUUAGCUAGUGAUAAGCGGACGAACCUAAUACCAAAUAGUACCUAUGUACGUUGAUAUUGUUUAAACGUUGAUUUAUGUGUUGUUGUACCGGACGUUACGAUGUGUUGUGCGCCGUCGAGGACCGUAUACCCACCAACGAAUUAUUUAUUCGCAAACGCAGUAACCGACGCUUCACGACUAAAUUAUUGUACCGUCGCCGAUUCGUUGCGUAUUCUGUAUAAGAUAUCAUAUCGAUAAUUAUAUGUUCAAAAAUUGUAUUAUAUUAAAUAUGUACCUAUAGAGUAAAAAAAAAUGAAAGUGAGAAAAAUAUUACGAAUAAAAAUAGGAAUAGUUAUGUUUUGACUAGGCGAUGAGUUCUAGAGCAUCCUGAGCGGUACCUAGACGUAUUCUACUCUCAUUUUGUAAGCGGUUAUGUUUGUUAAAAUUAUAUAUGAAGAGUCCUCUGAUGAAUAGUCUGAUUACGAAUAUUCGGCAUGUAAAAGUCUUUAUAAAACGCUUACUUAGCAUAUCAUAGUAUUAUAUUGUGUCAUAGUCCAAUGCCAAAAAUAUAACUAUCUUUUUACAAAAAUCCCUAA